Molecule: messenger RNA, 3753 nt
Organism: Ziziphus jujuba (common jujube)
Lineage: Eukaryota; Viridiplantae; Streptophyta; Magnoliopsida; Rosales; Rhamnaceae
Product: receptor-like protein kinase
Exons: 2
Coding region: 248-3544 (1098 amino acids)
Biological process (GO): protein phosphorylation; hormone-mediated signaling pathway
Cellular component (GO): plasma membrane
Molecular function (GO): ATP binding; protein binding; protein kinase activity
Source: RefSeq, a predicted model, not a curated record
AAAAGACACCCAUUUUCAUAUUCUUCACACACUCAGCAUCACUCUCUAUCUCACUCUUUGAAUCUCUCCAAAACUGUCUUUGAAGCAUAUCCAAUUCCAAAUCCAAAAUCUGCUGCUUUUUCUGGCAAGCUUCAACUAGGUAAGUCCCUAGUUCCCAGUUGCUUAAAACCCUUCAUUGUUAUGUUGACACGGGCAUUGUUUUUUCUCUGCUUUCUUUAUAUGUGUAUUCUAUUUCUACUUAGAAAGCAUGUUGCUUGGCUUGAAAAACCUUGUGCUGUUACUUUGCUUCUUUUGUUGCAUACACACUUUGUCUGCUUUGAGCAACGAUGGGUUGACUUUGUUAUUGCUUUUGGGGCGCUGGAAAACAGUGCCUUCUUCCAUUGGCUCAAGUUGGAAUGCUUCUGAUUCCACUCCAUGUUUAUGGGUAGGAGUAGGAUGUGAUGAUGCCCAGAAUUUGUUGUCCUUGAACCUCUCUGAUUAUGAGGUUUCUGGUGAAAUAGGGCCCGAAAUUGGCCGUUUCAAUUAUUUGCAGACCAUUGACUUGAGUUUGAACAGUUUCUCUGGGAAGAUACCCCCAGAGUUAGGAAAUUGUAGUGUUCUUGAGACUCUAGAUCUUUCUGGGAAUGCUCUUACAGGGGAGAUACCCAGCAUCCUGAAAAACUUGAAGAAGUUGCAGACUCUUUCCUUGUCUGACAAUUUUCUGUAUGGUGAAGUAUCUGAGUCAUUGUUCCAAAUUCCAGACUUAAAACAUCUUUAUCUCAACGCUAACAACUUGAAUGGAUUUAUCCCUCUAAGUGUUGGGAAUAUGAGCAAGGUCUUGUCUCUAGAUUUAGGACGGAACCAGUUAUCAGGGGAGAUUCCUCCUUCCAUUGGAAAUUGUUGGAAAUUACAGGAACUUUUUUUGGAUGAUAAUCAUUUGACAGGAGUUUUGCCUGAGAGCUUUACCAAUCUCAAACACCUUACAGACUUGUUUGUCGGGAUCAAUGAUCUUGUGGGUAGUAUUCCUUCUGGGUUGGGUAGUUGCAGCAAUUUAGAAUAUUUGGAUGUUGCAUACAAUAGAAUUAGUGGACAGAUUCCACCGAGUUUGGGCAAUUGUAGUAGUUUAUAUAAGUUUUCUGCUAUGAAUAAUAACUUAGUGGGUAGUAUCCCUUCUUCCUUUGGUCAACUAGAUGAGCUUUCGGAACUUGUCCUCUCAGAGAACCAGUUGUCUGGGAAAAUACCUCCUGAACUUGGAAAUUGUAAAUCCUUGACAAUCCUACAAUUGUAUUCAAACCGUCUUGAGGGGGAAAUUCCCAGUGAAUUAGGGAUGCUGACUAAUCUUUGGGAUCUUCAGCUUCAAGAUAACCAUUUAACUGGUGAAAUACCAGUUAGCAUAUGGAAAAUUCAAAGUCUUCAGGAAAUUCUUGUUUCUAAUAACAGUCUUUCAGGGCAAAUCCCUUCGGUGGUUACUGAACUGAAGAAACUCCAAAACAUUUCUCUGUUUAACAACCAUUUCUUUGGUAUCAUACCCAAAGGUCUGGGGAUCAACAGCAGCUUAGUGCAGUUGGACUUUACUAAUAAUAGUUUCAGUGGCGACAUCCCACCAAAUCUUUGCCACAGAAAGAAAUUACGGAGGCUACUAUUGGGUGUUAAUCAACUUGAAGGUAGCAUACCUUCAGAAGUGGGAAGCUGUCCAACUCUACAUAGGCUAAUCCUCAAACAAAAUAAGCUCACAGGGUUUCUUCCAAAGUUCGCCAAAGGCACAGACCUUUCAUACAUGGACAUAAGCAAGAACAGUUUCAGUGGAGAAAUACCAUCAAGCAUGGGAAACUGUACCAACAUCACUUACAUUAACUUGUCAAUGAACAAGUUUAAAGGAUCAAUACCGCAGGAGCUAGGCAAUCUCAUAAAUCUUCAGGUUUUUAACCUUUCUCAUAAUAAUUUGGUAGGUCCUUUGCCAUCUCAGCUAUCAAAUUGUACCAGACUAGGUUCCUUCGAUGCGGGUUUUAAUUUGUUGAAUGGUUCUAUACCAUUGAGUUUGAGGAGCUGGAAAGAUAUAUCAACAUUGGUUUUGAGUGAGAACCAGCUCACUGGUGGUAUUCCAUCAUUCUUUUCAGAGUUUGAGAAGCUUUAUAUUCUACAACUUGGUGGAAAUCUGCUGGGAGGAGAGAUUCCCAAAUCAAUUGGAGCAUGGAAAAAUCCAUUUACUACAUUAAAUCUCAGCAAUAAUGGGUUGACUGGUUAUCUUCCAUUUGAAAUAGGAAGGAUCCAUAUAGAGCGGUUGUAUAUAUCUGAUAAUAAUUUGACAGGGAGUUUGACGGUUCUUGGUAAUAUUCCUUGGCUAAUUGAGAUUAAUGUUUCAAACAAUAACUUCUCUGGUCCAGUGCCAGAGACAUUGUUACACUUGCUGGAAUCAUCUCCAUCGUCAUUUAUGGGCAAUCCCAGCCUAUGUGUCAGUUGUCCUUUAUCAAGACACUCAAGUUGCACUGCAAAUAGCAUGUUCAAGCCUUGUGGCAAUCUACCAAAAAAGCAGAAUUCCAUUGGUAAAGUGAAAAUUGCAAUGAUUGCUCUUGGAGCUUGUAUAUUUUUUGUUUUAGUGGUUCUUGGACUGGUUUAUCUAUUUCUGUUGCGAAGAAAACCAAAGCAGCAAUCACUGAGCUUUGGUAAGAAGGAAUCAAAUUCCUUGCUGAAUAAAGUGUUGGAGGCUACAGAACACCUUAGUGACCAGUAUAUAAUUGGCAAAGGAGCUCAUGGAACUGUUUACAAAGCCUUUGUUGGUCCAGGCGAAAAUUAUGCUGUAAAGAAAGUUGUAUAUGGAGGGAGUGAAGGAGGACGGCUGAGUAUAUGCAGAGAAAUUGAAACUAUUGGGAAGAUCAGGCACCGGAACCUGGUUAAAUUGGAAGAAUUUUGGUCAAGAAUUGACCAUGGUUUAAUCUUGUAUAGGUACAUGCAAAAUGGUAGCCUCCAUGAUGUUUUACAUGAAACAAGUCCACCGAUAACUCUAAAAUGGAGCAUCCGCUAUAACAUUGCUGUUGGAACUGCAAAUGGGUUGGCAUAUCUCCAUUUUGAUUGUGAUCCUGCUAUACUUCAUCGAGACAUCAAACCAACAAACAUACUUUUAGAUUCAGAGAUGGAGCCUUAUAUAGCUGAUUUUGGGAUUGCCAAAUUUCUGGAUCAGUCUUCUGCUUCAACAUCAUCAACCUCAGUCGUUGGUACAUUAGGAUAUAUUGCACCGGAAAAUGCAUUUACAACAAAAAGAAGCCAGGAGUCUGAUGUGUACAGUUAUGGGGUUGUAUUGCUUGAGCUGAUAACUCGAAAGAAAGCAUUGGAUCCAUUGUUUAGGGAAGAAACAGAUAUUGUGAGUUGGGUUAGAUCUAUUUGGAGCAAUGGUGAAGAAAUUGAUAAGAUUGUGGAUCCAAGUAUUUUGGAGGAACUGCCAGAUUCACAUGUCACAGAACAAGUUGUUUGUGUUCUUCAGGUGGCUUUGAGAUGCACUGAGAAGGAGCCUAGCAAGAGGCCAACAAUGAGAGAGGUUGUCAAACUACUAGUGGAUGCUAAACAAUGAGAAGGAGCUUAGAUUUUGGGAGUUUCAGCUUGUCUACUUUAACAGGUAGACUUAUCCCAUUUUUUUUGUUGUGUGCUGUCCGACGAAAAUUGUUGUAUCAGUUACUAUAUUUUAUUUGGGCAAUUAAGAUGGAGAUCCCAAAAUCUUAUCUCUGUAAAUAUUCAAACUUCUUACUUUUAGUGAAAAUAUAUAUACAUUUUUUCUUUUAA